This is a messenger RNA of Mycena citricolor, 3203 nucleotides long. The record is from the annotation of a GenBank genome assembly. NCBI's taxonomy places the organism in Eukaryota, Fungi, Basidiomycota, Agaricomycetes, Agaricales, Mycenaceae.
UAUCCUGCUCUUCCUUCUGACGACGCGUCGACGUGCAGUUCCUCGAGGGACUUGAAGAACCAAUGACAUGGGCGAGCCUGAACCCAAGCCAUCUCAACAGUCUACUAGUCUCUUGCAUCGUCUAGCGGGUCCUUCGACGGGAAAGGCGGGCCUAGCCAAAGACCAAGCACAGAUCAACCAGGUUAUCGCUGACGUGUCCAGGGGCUCCAAAUUCUACGAGAAUGAAAAAAGGAAAGACAAGGAGCUUACCAAGAAGAUCGAGGAGUUGUUGAACGAGCGAGAUAAUCUUGUGGCACAAGCAGAUAUCGGAAAGGUGGAAGCGGGUGUGGAUAACAUAAUCCAGAAACUGGAACUUGAACGGGAUCUUACGCAAAUCAUCGUACAUUUUGAUCUUGACUCGUUUUUCGCGAGUGUAGAGGUUCUCAAUGAUCCAACUCUUGCUGGGAAAGCAUUUGCAGUCGGGCACAGUGUCAUAAGCACUAGUUCCUACGAAGCGCGCAAGUUUGGGGUUCGCUCUGGGAUGGCCACGUUCAUUGCCAAGAAACUCUGCCCUCAGCUCAUCUUGGUCUCGCAUGGAUUCUCGGACUACUCCAAAGUCUCAUCCCAAGUCAUGGGCAUCUGCAAGAGAUACGAUCCUCAGAUGUGCCCUGCAGGAUGCGAUGAGGGCUAUCUGAACAUCACCGCAUACUGCCAAGAAAACAAUAUGAGUGCCGAUGAUUGUGUUCAGCACAUGCGAAAGUCUGUAUUUGCAGAAACCAAGCUGACUGUUAGUGCUGGGAUCGCACCGAAUACCAUGUUGGCGAAGAUAUGCUCAGACAAGAACAAACCUAAUGGGCAAUUCCAUCUUCCCUUCGAACGGGACGCCAUCCUGUUGUUUAUGCGCGAGCUUCCUAUCAGACGGAUUCCGGGCAUCGGUCGAGUUUCUGAACGAUUAUUAGAGUCCAUCGGCAUCAAGAACUGCGGGGACAUUUUCAUACACCGUGCUACUUGCUCAUUGCUCGACCACCAUUUCGGGCUUAUCCAUCUACUUCGCACACAUCUUGGCAUCGCAUCUAACUCUGUCCAGCCGCCGCAAAGAGAAGAACGCAAAAGCAUCGGUGCAGAGCGAACUUUUGCGCCGCUUGCCGAUAAGCAGAAGAUUUUUGCUAAGCUCGACGAAGUCUGUACCGAGCUAGAGUCUGACAUGCAGUCCGGGGAAUGGUCGGGCCGAACCGUAACACUCAAGUACAAGUUAGAGAGUUUCCAAGUCUUUACUCGGGCCAAAUCUUGCGAUCGCUGGGUGUCCAAGAAAGACGAACUGUUUGCCAUUGGGCAAGAACUGUUACUUCUGGAGCUACCGAUGACUAUUCGGCUGUUGGGACUGCGAGUGACCAAGUUGAAGGACAUGCGCGAGCCUGAUUCCCCUGUGGGCAUCAAACGAUUCUUCUCUGCUUCAGGGUCGGAAUCGCCUCGCAAGAAACGGAAGGCCUCGGAAGAUUCAGACACGACUGCCCGAGAGUCAGUGAUUGCGUCUGUGUCCCACGCGAACGACUCUUCUGCCAAGCCAGAAUGUAGAUCGGACCAGGAGUGCUUGAUCUGUCCUGUGUGUAGCAAGAAGCUAGGCCUGGGCAACGACGCCUUCAACGCUCAUCUCGACUCCUGUUUGAGCCGAGAAGCGAUACGUCAAGCACAGACCGAGUCUGCACCAGUGGCCAAGAAAGAUGGACACGGUGAUAUCUGGGAAAGAUGGGCGAGCAAGCCCCGAUCGAGGAAGCAGUAAGCGGACUCGUGCAUACACCCUCCACCUGAUCUCGUAUUCUUAUUUACUUCCUCUGUACUUUGCAAAUGUAGCCUGUAUGCCUUUACCAGCCUGGAUAUCCGCGAGGCACUGUGCAUCAAUCUGACGGCCUUGACUAGCUUUCGCUGCCACCGCCUCUUCCAUGUCCCGCGGAACGCAAACAACUCCAUCUUCGUCUGCGAUGAUCCAAUCCCCUGGCACGACAGUGACGCUCGGGAACGACAGCUCCCCUGGAGCGAUGACAAGGGGUUCGUUGAUAGCUGAAGGCCGUGUAAACGUUUGCUGUCCGAGUGUCGAAUGCGAUCUCGCAAACACGGGGAAUCCAAGUGACCGAUGCUCGGCGAGGUCUCUGCAUCGACCAGAUAUGAUAACACCGACGGCUGAACGUGCGAUAGCUCCCGCAGACAUCAGCCCGCCCCACACCGCAUUCUGAGCUUCUAAAAUGGUCAAACCAGAUCGUUUAACGGAACAAGGGGCAAGAAGCGGGCGCGCUGACGAUGAGGUGCAUCGAUCACGAUGACUGAUCCAGCCGGUGCCGUGUCCACAAAGUGCUCCGAUAACUUGGUUGCAGAUUGGUCCGCUGCCAGGACAAAUUUGACGGUGUAAGCCCGGGCGCAGAUCUUUCCAGCGGAGAACAUGCUGAUGCCGGGGAUGAAACCACCAUGUUUAACUCCGAGCUUGACAAGUGCGUCGGAAAUCUCGCAAGACGCGAAUGAAGCAAGCUUUGCCAUGGAUGUGGGUUUGGUGCAAAGAAGCCUCCGUCUCCCCCCGGUAAGCAGCUUACGGGGACUCCCGGUCCGUCAGCGGCACGAAAGCAUCGCGGUCACCUGAUCGCACAAAUUGGACAGUCUCUGCCUCCGCCGAGUCUCUCGGCGUGCGGACACAACCGACUUGGGUGAGAGAGCGGGGUUUAUCAAAUAGCUCUUUUUUCGCAUCUUUUAGAGCACACAAUGUCAUCUCAUGUCGCGGCGGCUGUCUGUUUCAAGGAAGCGAGAAGGCCACGGGGGACAGACGAACGUCAUGGUAAAUUAACAGCUCAAGGAUAUACUGUACUGAAACGAGGCUGAACAUGAGUACGUACGAGUCAGAUUGUACUGCUGCCCGACGACGAGAGACCGAACGGCGAAUACCGGGAGUGUUCGACGGGAGCACGGGGGAAAAAGAUCGGGUCCUCGUACUUGGUGGGCGUCGCCGGAAGCGGCCGGACGUCUUUUCCCGACAUACUCCGAACGUGGGUCGGCAGUAUGUCCGGUCGCGUCACUUGCUGUCUCCCGUUGACGAAAGCAGGGGUCGGGGAUGCGGGUGGCGUCGUGCAGAGAGCGUACGCGUCGAACGAGCUGUUAGAUACACUGUGCAUGAUGGCCUGGGCUAUCGAGCGCUUUUCCUGGCCAGAUGAGAGCUUGUCGGCAAAGACCGUGCCCCUCGG